AAUGAAAUUACUGAAUCAUAAACAACAAACUUGUUUCGAUCCGGUUGUUAGGUUAAAACAGUUGACGAUCGUAGUUUGUUUACGCGAUGGCGAUCAGAACGUUUGGGGAUAAGCCGAUCAGCUUUCAAUUGGAAGAGAAUGGUGAAUAUUAUUGCGUUGGAUCCGAGGUGGGCAAUUACUUGCGCCUCUUCAGGGGCUCCCUGUACAAGAGGUACCCCGGGAUGUACCGUAGGACGAUAACAGUUGAAGAACGAAAACGCCUCAUCGACAGCGGUCUCAGUCAACAUGUCUUGGCAAGUUCCGUUUCACUGCUCAGAACAUCUGAAGUUGAGGACAUUAUUGAGGGCAAUGAUGAUAAAUACAAAGCGGUGUCGGUGCACACAACGGAACCUCUGCUUCCCAGAGAGGGCAAGACGAAGAAGAGCAUGCAAUGGGUGCCGUCGCUUCCGAACUCGAGUCAUCUGGACGCCGUGCCACAAGCCACGACGAUCAACAGAAACCGUGUCGCCUCCAAAAAGGUGAGGACGUUUCCGUUGUGCUUCGACGACAGCGAACCGCAAGUGCACACGGAGAACGCCGGCCAGUCGGAGCUUUUGGUACCGAUCCGUCUCGACAUGGAAAUCGAGGGUCAGAAGCUCAGGGACACGUUCACUUGGAACAAGAACGAGAGUUUGAUCAGUCCGGAGCAGUUCGCUGAAGUUCUCUGCGAUGAUCUGGAUUUGAACCCGCUGACCUUUGUGCCGGCUAUAGCGCAGGCCAUCCGUCAGCAGCUCGAGGUUUUCCCCAACGAACCACCCGGCAUCAUCGAGGAGAACUGCGAUCAGCGCGUCAUCAUCAAGCUGAACAUUCACGUUGGAAACACUUCGUUGGUCGAUCAGGUGGAAUGGGACAUGUCGCAAAAGGAGAACAAUCCAGAGCAUUUCGCGAACAAGCUGUGCGCCGAGCUGGGAUUGGGAGGAGAAUUCGUGACGGCCAUCGCGUAUUCCAUCCGAGGACAGUUGUCCUGGCACCAAAGGACGUACGCUUUCAGCGAAGCCCCGUUACCGAUAGUCGAGGUGCCUUUCCGUCCGCCGUGCGAAUCCGAUCAGUGGGCUCCGUUCUUGGAGACGCUCACCGACGCCGAAAUGGAGAAAAAGAUCCGCGAUCAAGACCGCAACACCCGGCGCAUCCGCCGUUUGGCCAACACAACACCUGGCUGGUAAAUACAAAACCCAAAUAAUAUUUCAAAUUCAUUUCAAAGAGCCGCAAACAGUUCUCCUUCUCUUUUUUUCUCUUGCGCUCGCCCAGUAGAUCCUAGAAGUAUUUAAGAAAACGCAUUAAUCACUUACGACGAAAUGCGUAUAAAUAUAUAUAUAUAUAUUUUACAAAUAGAGAGAAAGCGAAUGUGCGAGAGACGAAUACAUGAUGGAGAUCGAGAGAUUCCUUCUCUGCCAUUUCGUCAUAGACUCUAGUUUUAAUUAUAUAAUUUUACAAACCCGUUCCUAACAUCCUCGAAAUCAAGUGUAACUAUUAUUUAUUUUGCGGAUUAGAAGUAGACUUAGCUUAAGCUUGAUUCUGUGCAACUCUUCACACGAAAUCAUUAAAAAUCUUGGCUUUCUUAACAAGUUUCCAAUUUUUUUGAGAAA
Nicrophorus vespilloides is the source of this 1625-nucleotide messenger RNA. It is a transcript of the gene Snr1, whose product is annotated as SWI/SNF-related matrix-associated actin-dependent regulator of chromatin subfamily B member 1. The coding region runs from base 87 to 1202 and encodes 371 amino acids. Gene Ontology annotation, molecular function: transcription coregulator activity. Gene Ontology annotation, cellular component: nucleus; nuclear chromosome. The transcript is spliced from 7 exons. Gene Ontology annotation, biological process: regulation of transcription by RNA polymerase II; chromatin remodeling. Lineage: Eukaryota; Metazoa; Arthropoda; Insecta; Coleoptera; Silphidae. The record is from RefSeq and is a predicted model, not a curated record.